Molecule: messenger RNA, 1250 nt
Organism: Tarenaya hassleriana
Lineage: Eukaryota; Viridiplantae; Streptophyta; Magnoliopsida; Brassicales; Cleomaceae
Product: tetraspanin-10
Exons: 11
Coding region: 206-1000 (264 amino acids)
Biological process (GO): auxin-activated signaling pathway; monoatomic ion transport
Cellular component (GO): plasmodesma; plasma membrane
Source: RefSeq, a predicted model, not a curated record
UCUGACCAUUCUCUUCUUCUUCUUCUUCUUGUGCCAUCGCUUCUGGUUCAUAUACCCACGGGGUGUUACUAUUUCACAGUUACCCAUCUCUCAUUUUCUGACAACCUUCCAAACCCAGAUAGAAAUUUCCUAUCUUUUUUACUCUAUCUUCUGUUUUUUUUUUCACUCUGUUUCAUUUUUUAGGGUUUAAAGGAAGAAGCAAGAAAUGGGUAUGGGGACAAGCACUUUCGUCAUCAGAUGGGUCAAUCUUCUUACAAUGCUCUUGGCUGUGGCAGUUGUAAUCUUUGGAGUAUGGUUGAGUACUCAUAACGAUGGAUGCAGAAGGUCCCUCACAAUGCCGGUCUUAGCACUCGGUGCCUUCAUUUUUGUAAUAUCCAUUAUCGGGUUUCUUGGAGCGUAUAAAAGAAGCACGGUGCUUCUUUGGAUUUAUCUUGUUGUACUCUUGAUCAUUUUGAUUGCAAUCCUCGUCUUCACUGUAUUGGCGUUCAUUGUUACAAACAAUGGAUCCGGACAUGCUAACCCUGGUUUGAGAUACAAGGAAUAUCACCUCAAGGACUACAGCUCGUGGUUUCUGAAACAGCUUAACAACACCAGUAACUGGAAAAGACUAAAGAGUUGUCUGGUGAAAUCCGAGGAUUGUGCUAACCUCUCGAGAAAAUACAAGUCAUUGAGACAGUUGAAAUCAGCAGAGUUAACCCCGAUAGAAGCUGGUUGUUGCCAACCACCAUCUGAGUGUGGUUAUCCUGCGGUGAAUGCUUCAUACUACGACUUGAGCUUUCAUCCGAUAAGUUCCAACAAAGACUGCAAGCUUUACAAGAAUUCCCGGGCCAUCAAGUGUUACAAUUGUGAUUCUUGCAAGGCCGGAGUGGCUCAGUACAUGAAAACCGAGUGGAGACUGGUCGCAAUCUUCAACGUGGUUCUGUUCGUCGUCUUGUCGAUGGUUUACUUCGUCGGGUGUUGCGCGAGAAGGAACGCUGCUAAUUACCGUUCUAAAGAUUAGAAAAGAGAGAACGGUAAUCUCGCCGGAGAAAUAUUCCGGCACAUCUCCGGCAAUGUGUUCAAGACAGUGACGAGAGCAUUUGCAAGAUCAGAUCUUUUUGUAAGAAGCAAAGCGCUCCCCUAGUGAAACAAUGAAGACUCUAUUGAACAUGGUUAACCGGUUCGGAUUGUGAACCAAUUGAAUUGAGCAUUUGACAUUUGGUUGAGCCGUAUUUUUUUGCUCUCGUGAUAACUAUAUAUUUUUACCAUAA